AUGAGGUCUUGCGCAUGGUCUCAGGUGAGAGUGUACACGCGAGAAUGUGAGCCAGUGGGAAAGAGAAGUCCAGCUGGACAGGAUGAAGAUGGGGCCAGUAUCUCCACCGUGGCUGGCAGUUCAGUGGGGAUAGCAGGAGGAGUCUUGUCCAUUGUUGGUCUUGCUCUUGCCCCCGUCACUGCAGGAGUGUCACUGGUUCUGACGCUGACCGGUGUCGGUCUGGGGGUGACCAGUGGUGUCAAUAGUAUCGUCACAGGCAUCACUGAGGCAGUAGUCAACAGUCAGCAAGGGAAAAAUGCACAGAACAUUUUCCAGAGAUACAUGGAUGAUGUGGGCAAGAUUCUAGACUGUCUGGAGCAGGCCAGUAGUGAGGAGCGUUUAGAGGGGCUUGAUGUUGUAGAUAUGUUUGGAGCGGGAAAGUUGAUAGCUCGUGCAGGAGUAGUGGCCAAAGGUAUUGAUGGCCUGGUAGAUGCAGCUUCAGCUGUCAAAGUUCUCAAAAGUGAGGAGGUGAUUGCAACUGCAGCCAAGGUCGGGCUCCAGGAGGCGCAAAGUGCUCGCAGCAUUCCCAAACUGGCUGCAGACCUGCCCGACAUUGGGCAGCUGGCGAAAGGGACGCCACUAGCGCUCUCAAAGUCUGCUAGAGCUGGAUUCAUCACUCUAAAUGCCCUCUUUAUUGGCUUAGAUGUCUUGUUUAUUUGCAAAGACAGUAUAAGUCUAGCCAAAGGGAGCAAGAGUGAGGCCUCUCAGCUCAUCCGCUCCAGAGCAGCUCUGUGGAAAUCUGAGCAGGAGGCCUGGCAGAAGAUCCAUGAUUCAUUAUGCAUUGGAAUAUGGAGGUUUAGGAAAAGCCAGGAAGUGUUGGAGCAACUCUUUCUGCCUUAAAUUUGUUUUAGAGUAAUUUGCUGCUUAAGUACUUUUCAAGAAGAAUUGAGAUGAACAUUAAAUAUUUGUCUUUAAAUUAAUGACUCCAUCCAUUCCUGUUAGAUCUCCUUUCCUGGAACACCAAUCAAUUAUCAACACUUAUGUCUUUUCAAGCUUUCUGACUUUUUAAUAAUUCAUGUUAGUAAGAAUGUAAGCAUUACUGAGAUCUGCUCAGAUUAUAGCACAUAGUAAAUGAGUUAAAAAUCAUUACUUUUAAAAAACUUGAAA
This is a messenger RNA of Sinocyclocheilus grahami, 1146 nucleotides long. RefSeq names its product apolipoprotein L3-like. The transcript has 4 exons. Gene Ontology annotation, molecular function: lipid binding. Bases 1 to 879 code for a protein of 292 amino acids. Gene Ontology annotation, biological process: lipoprotein metabolic process; lipid transport. Lineage: Eukaryota; Metazoa; Chordata; Actinopteri; Cypriniformes; Cyprinidae. The record is from RefSeq and is a predicted model, not a curated record. Gene Ontology annotation, cellular component: membrane; extracellular region.